Molecule: messenger RNA, 3027 nt
Organism: Neohortaea acidophila
Lineage: Eukaryota; Fungi; Ascomycota; Dothideomycetes; Mycosphaerellales; Teratosphaeriaceae
Exons: 2
Coding region: 1-3027 (1008 amino acids)
Biological process (GO): regulation of transcription by RNA polymerase II; DNA-templated transcription
Cellular component (GO): chromatin
Molecular function (GO): zinc ion binding; DNA-binding transcription factor activity, RNA polymerase II-specific; RNA polymerase II cis-regulatory region sequence-specific DNA binding
Source: RefSeq, a predicted model, not a curated record
AUGUCGCACCCUCAGGAUCCCCCGUCCCACACCACCCUGCCGCCCUUGCAAGGCCAGAGUGGCUUUCAGUUCGGCAAUCUCUCCUACGGCCACCCGGGCAGCCAAACGGGCACGCCCACCACCCCACACCCGCCCGCAACCUCAUCCAUGCAGACCAACAGCUCCACCGCCUACUCUCACAUGAGCCCCUCCAACCCCCAGCCGGGCUCCAUGCUUCCGCCAUCCUCCUACAAUCACCCCUACCCCAUGACGCAGUCCAUGCCCUAUCCCAAUUCCACGGCCACCUCCUUGCCGCCCGCCACCUCCAUUGCCCCCGGCUUGCCCUCUCUCCGCCCAAUGCCCCCCACUGGCCUCCCGAGCCUGUCGAGCAACAAUCACUACGGCCAGCAACCGGCAUUCAUGCAGAACGAGGAAACUCCCACGCACGUUGUCGGGUCUCAAGGGCGCCGCGGCAUCCUGCCAAGUGCUCCAGGCCGACCCAAUGCCCCGGCCCAGGGCAGCGCACAGGGUGGAAAGAGCAUGAUUCCGCAAAAGGACGCCGACGGGAAAUACCCUUGCCCGCACUGCAACAAGACAUAUCUGCACGCGAAGCAUCUCAAGCGCCAUCUUCUGCGGCACACCGGCGACCGUCCGUACAUGUGCUUCUUGUGCAAAGACACCUUCUCGCGCAGCGACAUCUUGAAACGUCACUUCCAGAAGUGCUCCAUCCGCCGCGGCAACCCCACCGGCGCCAAUCAUCUGGCCCACCAGCCCCGGAACUCCAACAACUCCAACAGACUUUCGAUGACCCAACAAGACGGCCCCAUCGGCUUGGCUGGCCUCCAAGAGGUUGCCGGCACGUCGUACAACGGCGGCGUCAAUCAAAACCCCGCAGUCAACGGCGACAUGUCGGCAAGAACGUCGCGUGCCAAUAGCAUCAUCUCGCCGAACCACAUGGGCCACCGCAACAGCAUGGCAGGCAUGGGCUUACUGGGUUCGACUGUUGCGAACAACGAGCAAAUGGGUUCCUCGGGCGGUCUUCAACCAGGCAUGCCAGCCUAUUCUAUGCCCACGAGCUCCUCAACUUCUGGCCCCGUACAGUCCAACUACGCCUUCCAGAACCCACAGAUGAAUGGAAGUGUCUACAACGGCCAACAGCAACAGCCGCAGAUGCCAUAUCUACCUCAACAGAGUUCACGCUACGACGGCAACCACACCAGCAGCCCGCACCCGCAAGCGCCCAACGGCGACGGUAGCGGCAGCAACGUAGACUGGUCCCGCGUCUUCAGCCAAGGCGGUCAAGACGGCUUCAUGGGCGGCCAGCCUGCGACCGCCACCUCGCAUGCGCUUGUCAACCGUGCUGGCCAGGACGAAGACCACGUGGACCCUCUUCUGACGCGCGACGACUCUCUCUUUGGUUCUCUGUAUACGCAUGCGAGCGCAACGGUGUGCAAACCGCGAUGGGACGGUGGUGGUAUUUUCGGGUCUUCCGACUGGUAUCUCGAAGAUCCUGUGCAAGUCAAAGUCGACAGUUUGGCGGAGUACUGCUUUCCGGACGGUGUGGAGCCAGCACCGAGCGAGUCUGCCGCAAGACUGGUCAAGAGCUUUUUGACCGUCUCGGGAAUCAAGCACAUGGCAAAGCACUACUGGUCCUUUCACGAACAUUGGCCGAUGCUGCACAUGCCAACGUUCAAGCUCGCGGAAGCCAGCAACCCCCUGCUUCUGGCCGUGCUCGGCAUUGGCGCAAUCUAUAGCACGAGUUUCGACAUCCACCAGACUAGGGAGAUUAUGCAAUUCGUCAAGGCCGUAGUCCACAGAAACUGUCACAUCUACCGUCGCUACGUGAACGAAGACACCGAAGGCCUAGGCUCCCGUCCGCGGGACAUCGAGGAACUCCAGGCGCUCCAUAUUAUCCAGACAACGUUCAUAUGGCAUGGAGAGCCGCAACACCGCCAAGCCGCGCGAGACGAGUUCCCCGUUGUCAUGGCUAUUGCCAAGGCAGCUGGACUUGCAUAUCCUGCACCGCCAGGCCAUUAUGCGUACAGUGUGCUUCACAAUGGACAGGGCGACAUCGAUGCGUCGGUAGAGUUGAAGAGCUGGGACUGGCAACGAUGGCUGGAACAGGAGAAGCGCAAUCGCCUGUUCUACCUGCUUCUGCUGACUGACGCCGCGUCGGGCAUCUACUUCAACUCCGGCUUUCACCACGAUCCUCUCGAGACCCGGUUGGCGUUACCAUCAGAUGACGCAGCUUGGGACGCAAAGAACGCCGAGGAGUGUGCGAGCGCGCUUGGCCUGCUUGGUCCGGAAUAUCAGACGAACAAUGAGACCGGUACGAGGCGACCGCGCCAGCCCGCGAUGCGUGACGCUCUACGGACCCUCCUAGAACCGGACGCCAAGUUCCAAGUCAAUACGACGAAUGUGUACUCAAAGUUCAUCUUGGUACAUGCGCUACUCACGCAAAUCGUCUUGUGUCGACGCACUCUCGCCAAUGUGGAUGGCUACGUGUUGGACUAUUACCUCGGUCCCGGCACCCCGGUCACACCAAUGGGGCAGAACAAUUGGGUGCAACAGGGCGUUGAUGCUGGAACAGGCAGUAACUCGAGCAGUCGUACUGCGACUCCCGUUAAUGGCGGACCUCUCAUCGCCGCAGCCCACCGCCGGAAGGUGCACCUCGGUCAAGCUCUGGACAAGUGGAAGAUGAGCUGGGACGAGGACAUGGGCCUGCAGCACCCCCCGAGCCGCUCCCAGAACCGGCGCUUCGGCUUCACCAAGGAUGGUGUUAGCUUUUUCUACCUCGGCCGCAGUUUUCUGCGUUCUCAAGACGUUGUCCAAUGGUCUUCUCCCGCGGACCUCCGCUUCCAGCAGGUCAUGAUGCUGUUGAAGCAGAUCAAGGCGUUUGUCGCGGGUGAACAGGGGACGAAAGGGGUUGAUCUUGGAGCUGUCGGUGAUAUCCACGAGCAGUACGGGCUGGACAGUCUGACGCUCGACAGUGAGUCCAUGUUAUUGGCAUCAGCAUAUCCGUCGUGUACUAAUACUUCCUCUCAGUGA